GUAUUUUGACAGUUGGCAACCAUGCCUUUCAAACUGUUGUUUAUUGACUGUGUACUUCUUUUCCAAGAAUGUUUAUUGUGUAGAAAUCAAUUUUACUUUUAAUAAUCCUACUUUCUAUCGUGCAAAAUUAAUUAAUUUACAUCAAGCUUUUCAUGUAUUUAAUAGAAAUUGUCGUAUUUUUGACGUACAAAGAUGUGUAAACAAGAAAACUAACCUAAGAUGCUACUAAUAAACAAAAUCUUCCAACAUCUAAACAAAAACACUUUCAAAUUUGAAUAAUUUGGUAAAAAGUCAAUAUACGUGUCUCGUAGCGCGUAACGUAGGUGUUAUUUAAUGGUAUUAUGGAUGGAUCCAUAAAAGAAAUAGAAGUAGCAAGUAGCAGUUGUAAUAGUGAAGAAGGUGGUCGCGGCUGUCGCAACAAGAGAAAAUUAUCAGAACCGAUUUGUUGUCCUGUUUGUAGUGUAACUCUACGGAUUUCCGAAGUUCAAUCCCACUUUAUGUUAGAAGUAGACAAGCUAGGUAAAAUCCCAACAAACAAGCAUAAAUCAAAUGGACGCAGUGUCCCCAGUUCAUCAAACACAAGUGAUAACAAUGCUGACAAGACAUGGGAGACCUUCCAGAAAGUCCGACUCAACAGACAAAAUCGGCACCGGUCCAAAACAAAAAAACGCAAGGCUGAGGAAGUUCUGUGUCCUAUAUGUAACAAAGAAACCUCUGAAGAAAUAACCAUGCAUGUGGAAAAGUGUUUGCGCCGUACUGAACGGAACGAAAGUGAAAGUGACGAGAGUAUAGAUGUGGAAGCCUUUGAGGAGUAUGAAUGGGCUGGACAAUCGCGUGUCCGUAUAACCACCCUUCUUCCAGGGGGUGUGAUUAAUAAUUUAGGGACUUCUAUAAGUAUGACUGAAGAGGAUGAAGACUUAAACGUUGACGGCGAUGACGCACAGACGUACGGCUCGCCGCAAUACUCUGAACGCGAUGUUAUCCUUUUACCUGGUGAUCCUGAAAAUGUCGCGUUGCGGAAAGCAGUGACUGGGGAAGAUCCUAAGAGGAUGCAACCUGAAGAAAACAGCGAUUCUGUUAACACGCAACCCAAAGGGGACCCUCUGGUCGAGGUCUUGAAAAACAGGAUUAGGGAGUUGGAAAGCAAAGAAAAAAACAAAGAAGAGGUUUACAAAUGUCUGAUUUGUAUGGAAAGAUAUCGUACGCCGGUUAUUUCUGUGUGUUGUUGGCACGUGCAUUGUGAACAGUGCUGGUUACAGACACUCGGAGCGAAAAAACUAUGCCCUCAGUGUAACAUGAUUACUUCACCCACAGAUCUGAGAAAAAUUUAUAUGUAAACUUGGCUCAGAAUUUUAUUUAUACACGUGUGAUAUAUACUGAAAGAGUUUAUUAUAAUUUUACUAGGGAA
Molecule: messenger RNA, 1408 nt
Organism: Tribolium madens (black flour beetle)
Lineage: Eukaryota; Metazoa; Arthropoda; Insecta; Coleoptera; Tenebrionidae
Gene: RNF220
Product: E3 ubiquitin-protein ligase RNF220
Exons: 1
Coding region: 342-1337 (331 amino acids)
Biological process (GO): protein ubiquitination
Molecular function (GO): ubiquitin protein ligase activity; metal ion binding
Source: RefSeq, a predicted model, not a curated record